AUGGGUAACGCUUCAGCCUCUACGCUCACGAGUUCUCAUGGGGAUAAUGCUACCAGCUAUGAUGACUCUACUAUCAUGACCUCUCCUGGGGAUAAUGUUGCCAGCUAUGUUGACUCCAGUAUCAUGGAUUCUUCUCGUGGGGUUGAUGCUACCUGCUAUGAUGUCUUUCUAAGCUUCAGAGGCGAAGAUACUCGUGAUUCUUUUACAGAUCAUCUCUAUGAAGCCUUACAGCGAGCGGGAUUUCUCACUUUUAGGGAUGAUGAUGAAAUCAACAAGGGUCGAGAACUAAAGCCCGAAAUUGAGAUGGCAAUCAAAGCAUCCAAGGCUUCAGUAGUUGUCUUGUCAGAGAACUUUGCCACUUCCACAUGGUGCCUUGACGAGCUUUGCUUGAUCCUCGAGCAAAGGAGGGAGCGCAAUCAUUUCGUUCUUCCAGUUUUUUAUCAUGUCGAUCCCUCGGAUGUUAGGAAACAAGAUAAAACUUUCAAGAUACAAGUCAAAGCAUUUACAAGGUGGACACAUGAGAACGUGAAUAGGUGGAAGGCAGCUCUUACCAAAGUUGCUGAUUUUGCCAGCAUUGUUGUUUCCGGGCUUGAAACAAAGUUUCUGAAGGACAUUGUUGACACCAUUUACAGUGAACUAGAUCACAAAAUAGUUCAUCUUCCGCGCUAUCUAACAGGGAUGGACAUUCGGUAUGAAGAGAUCACUUCUUGGUUAUACGAAUCUGAUCUCAAAUAUUUAGUAAUCUGUGGCAUGGGAGGUAGUGGAAAAACUACCUUGGCCAAGUAUAUUUUCAAUUCAAGUUGGAAAAAGUUUGAAAACAUGAGUUUCAUUGAAGACAUUGGUAGGAAAUGUAAAGAAUCCCAUGAUUUGCUUGAACCACAGAUACAACUUCUGAAAGAUAUUUUAGGGGGUAGGGAGAGAAAAAUACCAAGUGUUUCUUACGGUACGUGUAAGAUCGAGGAGGCCUUGCAAACGAAAAGGGCGCUUAUUGUUCUUGAUGGCAUUGUUGAAGAGAGACAAUUAGUCGCUUUACUUGGAACUGGGGAGAUUAAUCCACGAAGCAAGAUCAUAAUAACCACAGAAAAUAUUGAUAAUUGGUUUAUGUCCUCACCCAGGUUUCAACAGUAUAAAAUGAAGCUACUAAAUGAUAAUGAAUCAUUGGAGCUUUUAAGUCUUAAUGCGUUUGGAUGCAAAAUUCCGACGGAAGGUUUUAAGGAACUUGCAGCACAAGCAGUAAAGUAUUGUGAAGGAAAUCCAUUGGCUCUUGAAGUGUUGGGUUCCUCUCUAUCCAAGAGCAAUACCAUCCCCUAUUGGAAAAGCCAAUUGAGGACAUUGACAAAGGAUAUCCAUUCUCGAAUUCAAGAUGUUCUCAAAAGGGGUUAUGAUUCACUGCCAUUUGCCUCUGAAAAAGGGUUGUUUUUGCAUAUUGCUUGUUUCUUUAUUGGCAAAGACUUGGAUUACGUGGAGAAGAUAUUGGAGCCUGAUUACUCUGCAGUAUCUGGGAUCAAAACGCUAAUCAACAGAUGCCUUGUUUCGGUUUCACCUAGCAAUAAACUGAUGAUGCAUCGAUUGCUUCAAGAGAUGGGAAGAAACGUAGUUCGUCAAGAAUCAUUUAGCCAUCCUGAGAAACGUAGCAGAGUUUGGCUUAGCAGCGACUCUUAUAAGAUCUUGAAAAAAGGAAAGGGUUCAGAAACAAUAGAAGGUCUUACACUUGACAUGAAAAUGCUAAGGGAAGAGGAGGAGGCAAAGACAUUUGUUUAUCCAUCAGGCCUCUGGACAGAUGCACUUGAACUGAUGGAUAACCUAAAAUUGCUCCAGUUAAAUUUUGUAGAACUCAAUGGAUCCUACGAGAACUUUUCAGUAGAUUUAAGAUGGCUUUGUUGGCUUGGGUUCCAUUUAAGAACCAUACCCUCUGAUUUAUUCAUGGGAAACUUGGUGGCUGUUGAUAUGAGCUAUAGCAACUUGGAAGUAUUUGACCCACCAAUGGUUCUUCAUUCAUUGCAGAUUCUGAAUCUUAAAGACUCGCACAAUCUAUUCGAAAUCCGCAACAUUUACAAGAUCCCUCUUCUUGAGACUUUGAUUCUUUGGAACUGUAACAGUCUGGUUCAUGUUUGUGAAACCAUUGGAGACCUUAAUCAUCUCACACUGUUGAACAUGACAGGGUGUCACAGCCUGUGCAAGAGGGAGAAAAAUAAUUUGUUAGAAGCUUCUACUUCUGGUAAAGAAGUUACCAUACAACCUCCCUUUUCCUUCCCACAGUCAUUAGAACGGUUAUUCCUCAACGAUUGCAAGCUUGAGUGUACUGAUUAUCUUCCCCUGAGUUUUGAUGUUCAACCAUUUUUGCAGUACUUGAAUUUAAGCAAUGGCUUAUUUGAGUUCUUGCCUUAUUAUCACCAUCUUAUAAAUCUUCGUGUCCUUGACUUGACUUUCUCCUCAAGACUUAAAUGGCUUUUAUGUCUUCCAAAUACACUUGCAGAGUUGUACGUAUAUUCCUGUAAGUCACUGGAGAAAAUAACUUUCCAAUCACCUCGAUUUACGUUGCAAGAAUUUGGCUAUAGUGGUUGCAUUAAUUUAGCUGAGAUUGAAGGCUUUAUCAAAUUGGUACCAAUAGCCAAACUAGAUGAAUCUGAUUUGGGACACAUGAAGUGGCUAAAAGAAUAUCAAAAUCAUGAGGUGCUCCUGGUUGGUGAUGAUGAGCUCACCUUAGGCAGAAGUUUGCAUGUCCAGAUGUUGUAUGAAUUCGAUAUAAUGAGUACAUCACUGCCGGACGUAGAGGAUUCAAACAUGAUGCCUGAGUAUAUAUCAGAAUCACCAUUUUUGUUCUUUGAUGUGCCUUCGUGCUCCAACAACAAGAGGAUCAAGGGAUUAAAUGUAACUUUCAGAUAUACAUUAUCAGGGGAUGAUGGGGCAUGGUUUGCUAAAAUCAGUACGGACAAUGGUGUUGACUUGAUGUACAACCCCAAAGUCUAUGGUAAACCUGAUUCUGGUGAAGUUGGUAUAUGGGUUAGCUAUUGGCCAAUCAGAAGUGCAAUAGAUGUUGGAGAUAAAGUUAAUGUGUCUAUUGUUGUGCUGAGUGGAUUGAUGGUAAGACAAUGUGGUGCAAGCCUUGUGUAUGCUGAUGACGAAGAAGAGCAUGAAACCUUGGAAAAAAACACGGGCUGGGUAGAAACCCUUGGAGGGAAUUUGUCUGGAUUCCAACUAAGCACUGGAGCAUACUAUCUUUGUCGCCGUGAUCUAUUUGAGUUAAUGGAGGUUGGGAGACUUACUCCACACUGGUUUAGGAUUUUAUUUGGCGAUACCAUCGACUAUACAGAGGUUCAAGGAUGGAGAAAGACUGGUCGGCCAAAGCGGUCGAAUCCAUCAUAUACAGAGUUGAAGACUGUUAGAUGCAUUAUCCAUGGUCCUGAACAGGAAGAAAUUUACAAGAUCGCAGAGAUGUCAAAAUCCUCUUUAGUAGACAAAAAUGUCGACUUCACAUCAAGCAUACUUGGUGUCGGGGAUAUGAUGAAAUCUGGGACUAUAUCUGAAAUUGGUAGUGCAACAAGAAAGGAAGAAAGUGAGAGUUACAAUCUAGAGACAAUAGGCAUGUCUGAUUCUGAUGAGACUACAGAGUCUGCUUUAAAGGAUGAAUCUAAAUCAGCAGUGAUAUAUGAAGUUAGUGAUGAGGCAUCUCUUACAACGGUUGCUGGUUUGAAAGGCUUUAGUGUUUCUACCUAUGAUGUCUACCUAAGCUUCAAAGGUGAAGAUACUCGUCAUUCUUUUACAGAUCAUCUUUACGAGACGUUAGUGCAAGCAGGAAUUCGUCCUUGUAAGGAUGAUGCAGAUUUCAAAAGAGGUGAAGACGUGUGGGUGGGAAUCAAGAGAGCCAUCAGAGAAUCUAAGGGCUCAAUAGUCGUAUUGUCCGAGAACUAUGCAACUUCCACUUGGUGCCUUGAAGAGCUUUCCUUGAUCCUUGAGCAGAGGAGGGAGUGUGAUUAUUUCGUUCUGCCGGUUUUUUAUCAUGUCAAACCUUCAGAUGUUCGAAAGCAAACUAAAACAUUCAAUAUAGAAGUCAAAACAUCUACAAGGUGGACUCAUGAUAACGUCGAGAGGUGGAAGGCAGCUCUUACAGAGGUUGCUAAUUUGGCUGGUCUAGUUCUUCCAUUUGAUACAAGGUCUGAAACAGAGUUUUUGAAGACAGUUGUUAAGACCAUUCUCAAAGAAAUAGAUCGCAAAUAG
This is a messenger RNA of Cynara cardunculus var. scolymus (artichoke), 4218 nucleotides long. Its product is annotated as putative disease resistance protein At4g11170. The record is from RefSeq and is a predicted model, not a curated record. Gene Ontology annotation, biological process: defense response; signal transduction. Lineage: Eukaryota; Viridiplantae; Streptophyta; Magnoliopsida; Asterales; Asteraceae. Gene Ontology annotation, molecular function: ADP binding. The transcript has 11 exons. Bases 1 to 4218 code for a protein of 1405 amino acids.